Molecule: messenger RNA, 1068 nt
Organism: Rhodotorula toruloides NP11
Lineage: Eukaryota; Fungi; Basidiomycota; Microbotryomycetes; Sporidiobolales; Sporidiobolaceae
Product: methyltransferase
Exons: 6
Coding region: 1-1068 (355 amino acids)
Source: RefSeq, a predicted model, not a curated record
AUGGCUGAAGGUGCUACGGAGACUGCUCAAGGAUUUCCUGAACGGGCGUCAGCCUCGCCCAGCGUCCCCUUCUCGUCUCCUUCGACUUCAUCAGUCGAAUCCUCCAGCACCACGAAGAAGGCGAGGAAACCCCGGAUAGUGCUGGAGGGGACAGCUCAGGAGAUUUUGAAGCGGAACAACACGGCGGCGAGCCGGACUUUCAACUGGAACCGCUUUUACACGAACCAUGCCGCAGCGGGACCGUUCUUCAAGGAUCGGCAUUGGCUUGACAGGGAGUGGGAAGAGCUAAAGGAAUUGGGUGGACCAGCGGAUGGCGCUAUAGACGCUUAUGAGCGACCAAGCGGGACGAAAAAGACGAUGCUCGAAGUCGGCUGCGGGACAGGCGCGACGAUCUACCCUCUCCUCGAGCGAUAUCCUCGCGCGAGAUUCGUAGCGUUCGACUUUGCGAAGAAGGCAGUCGAACUCACCAAGAGCCAUGCGAGCUACGAUCCUGCACAUACCCAUAUCUUCCAGCACGACUUGACGAAACCGCUCGACGACCUGUACACAAAGCUCGACGAUGUACCGCCAGAAUUCGGCCCAGCAGUACGACAAUUCGACAUCGUCAGCUGUGUGUUCGUGCUGUCGGCGUUGGCGCCGCGGUGUCAAGCGAAGGCGAUGGAGACCCUACUCGCACUCGUCGCCCCUGGCGGCUCGCUCCUCUUCCGAGACUACGCCCUCCACGAUGCCGCACAACUCCGCUUCCACUCCCUCCCUUCCGCUUCAUAUGCGUCAAACCCGUCCCUUCUCUCACGACAAACCGAACCCUCCGCUUCACCCGACCAGUCCGCACCUCCCGAUCCCACGUUCGACGACUCCAACCGACCCUUCUACCGACGUGGCGACAACACCCUCACCUACUUCUUCACGGCGGCGGAGAUCCAGUCCUACGUUGACGAGGCGGCUCGCGUGCUGGACAUCGAGAUUGAGGGUACGUGCGAGGUGGUUGAGCGCGAGAUGGAGAAUAGGAAGGAGCAGUGGGGGUGUACGAGGCGGUUCGUGCAUGCGAGCUGGCGGAGAGUGAGGUAG